Messenger RNA from Drosophila subobscura, 1050 nucleotides. RefSeq lists its product as uncharacterized. NCBI's taxonomy places the organism in Eukaryota, Metazoa, Arthropoda, Insecta, Diptera, Drosophilidae. The record is from RefSeq and is a predicted model, not a curated record.
CAUAACUCCGCGGUCACACUGAUUAAAUGUUGAAUUGUUUUGUUAAUUUUAAUUUUAAAACUGUAAUUUUAAUACAAAUGUACUGACUAUCCAUGUCCUGCUUCGUGUUCUUCCAAUAUUCAACUAGCUAAGGAACUAUUAAACGACAAUCAGGGACAACCAUUAGAUCUUCAAGCUAUGUCUGACGUCAAUAAAAAUAUGAGAAAAGGGGCCAAGAGCACCAGUCCGCAGAGUGGAGAAAGCAGCAAAAACGGAGCCCCCAUUAACUCGCUGAGGAAGACUGUUUGGUACACCAUUGAUAAGGUCCUGGAAGAGCCCGUUUGCCCCAGCUGUGGCAGAAAGAUGAUUGCGUUCAAAAACCCCAUUGCCCAUGUGAAAAAAAAAAAGUGUUUUAGCAUUAGGAGGCUAGGAACUGUGUACAGGCUCCAUGGCUACACGGAGUGCAAAUGUGGGCUUCUCAUAUCGGACAAGCCAAAAGCCAAGAAGCUCCAUGUUUGUGUGGGCGCAGUUCCAGAUUUUGACCCAGCCCUCUCAUAUGAGCCAGAGGUGCCUUUGCGUGCAUCGCCUAAGCCUGCACCUUCGCCAGCAAAGCACCAGCCCUUGAAGAUUCUAGAGCAAAAAGUGCUGCAGCCGAAAGCUGAAGUAUGGAUACGCAAUUUUGUUAGUCCCAUCAAAGUUGACUACACCGAGAUGCCAGAAGUGGAAAAGCCGAGACCCAAACACAGUCUGAAUCUGAAGCCAAAGCCGCGGGUGCGAAACUUUGAUAGACGGACGAGUUGUCAACAGCCCGACGACGUAAGCGUCUAUUCCAUAAUUCGGAAGAAUGGAGGCAUCUCGAUAGCGGUUUGUUCCCCCGAAUCAAAGCGAGCGGUCAAUGAGAACAAUGAAAUACAAAUCGGAAAAGCUGCUGCUCCACGCCCGCCAAUGGUGCCAAGGAAACGCGACUUAUGAGUUGGAUCGCUUAAUAAUAGCAUAUAAUUAAUAGAACACUACUGCUAGCCAUUAGUUUAACAAUUAAAUAUAAUUUAUCUCCUAUUUGUCCUGGAAGAU